Molecule: messenger RNA, 2170 nt
Organism: Sesamum indicum (sesame)
Lineage: Eukaryota; Viridiplantae; Streptophyta; Magnoliopsida; Lamiales; Pedaliaceae
Product: phosphoglucomutase, cytoplasmic
Biological process (GO): carbohydrate metabolic process
Cellular component (GO): cytosol
Molecular function (GO): phosphoglucomutase activity; magnesium ion binding
Source: RefSeq, a predicted model, not a curated record
ACUGCUGCUUUAUUUAUUCUCCCAUUGUACUCACGCUCAUUCUCUCGGAACACACACACCUGUCACCCCUCUCAUCUCCCAUCCCUUCCUCAGUAAGCAUCUCAAGCUUUUUCACAAACACCUUGCCUGCCUCGUCUAUCAGUUUACACACUUUAAAGAUUUUGAGUAAAGAUGGUGUUCAAGGUUGCCCGUGUCGAGACUACUCCGUUUGAUGGACAGAAACCGGGGACUUCUGGUCUUAGGAAAAAGGUUAAGGUAUUCAUGCAACCCCAUUACUUGCAAAAUUUUGUCCAAUCCACAUUUAAUGCCCUUGGAGCUGAUAAAGUCAGAGGUGCUACUCUUGUUGUCUCUGGUGAUGGCCGUUACUAUUCAAAGGAUGCUAUCCAGAUUAUUAUUAAAAUGGCUGCUGCAAAUGGAGUAAGGCGCAUCUGGGUUGGUCAGAAUGGAUUGCUGUCUACUCCUGCUGUAUCUGCUGUUAUACGUGAAAGAGUAGGCCCUGAUGGAUCCAAGGCAAACGGGGCAUUUAUUCUUACUGCUAGCCACAACCCAGGGGGGCCUCAUGAGGAUUUUGGAAUCAAAUACAACAUGGAAAAUGGUGGACCUGCUCCAGAAGGAAUCACUGAUAAGAUCUAUUCAAACACUACCACAAUUAAGGAAUACUUGAUUGCGGAAGGCCUGCCAGAUGUGGAUAUCUCUAUUAUAGGAGUAACUAGCUUUGCUGGUCCGGAGGGGCAAUUUGAUGUUGAUGUUUUUGACUCAGCAAGUGAUUACGUCAAACUGAUGAAGUCCAUUUUUGAUUUCCAAUCUAUCCAGAAGUUACUGACAUCUCCAAAAUUCACUUUCUGUUAUGACGCACUUCAUGGCGUUGCUGGAGCUUAUGCUAAACGUAUAUUUGUGGAAGAGCUAGGUGCAAAAGAAAGCUCUUUAUUGAAUUGCGUGCCCAAGGAAGAUUUUGGUGGAGGUCAUCCUGAUCCCAAUCUGACCUAUGCAAAAGAAUUAGUUGCUCGUAUGGGAUUGGGCAAGACAAACACUGAACAGGAACCACCAGAAUUUGGUGCCGCUGCUGACGGAGAUGCAGACCGCAAUAUGAUCCUUGGGAAAAGGUUCUUUGUCACUCCAUCUGAUUCUGUUGCCAUCAUAGCUGCCAAUGCUGUUCAAGCCAUACCUUACUUUUCUGGUGGUCUAAAAGGAGUUGCAAGGAGCAUGCCCACAUCAGCUGCCCUUGAUGUUGUAGCUAAAAACCUGAAUCUAAAAUUCUUUGAGGUGCCCACUGGAUGGAAAUUCUUUGGCAACCUGAUGGAUGCUGGAAUGUGUUCGGUUUGUGGUGAAGAAAGUUUUGGCACUGGAUCAGACCACAUUCGCGAGAAAGAUGGAAUAUGGGCAGUUUUGGCUUGGCUAUCUAUUCUUGCCUAUAAGAACAAAGACAAUCUGGGAGGAGGGAAACUUGUCAGUGUUGAAGACAUUGUUCGCCAGCAUUGGUCUACAUACGGGCGCCACUAUUACACUCGAUAUGAUUAUGAGAAUGUCGAUGCAGGUGGUGCAAAGGAACUGAUGGCCUAUUUGGUCAAGCUGCAAUCUUCUCUCACUGAAGUUAAUAACAUCAUUAAGGGAAUCCGCUCGGAUGUUUCGAAAGUUGUCCAUGCUGAUGAAUUUGAGUACAAAGAUCCUGUUGAUGGUUCCAUUUCAAAGCAUCAGGGAAUCAGAUACCUGUUUGAAGAUGGGUCCCGACUGGUAUUCCGACUUUCUGGAACCGGUUCAGAGGGUGCUACUAUCCGGCUGUACAUAGAACAGUAUGAGAAGGACUCGUCCAAGACUGGGAGAGAUUCUCAAGAUGCACUUGCUCCUCUGGUUGAUGUUGCUCUUAAGCUGUCUAAGAUGAAAGAGUUCACCGGCCGAUCUGUACCCACUGUUAUUACAUAGAUACUAAACAGAUAGUGCUGAGGAUCUCUUUCAUGUAUCUGGACAUCGAAUGUUCACAUAAUUUUGUUGAGAGAAAAAAAAAAUAAACAAUGCAAUAAGUUUAUCAGCUCUUCUGCAUUGUACAACAUCUGCAGAGACGCUAUAUUUUGGAGGUCUGUACUUGGUUGUUGCUUGUAUGAGGUUCAUAUGAUUAAGGAUAUGAUUUGACCCAGAAGGAUAAUUUAAUCUCUCCUCUUUAACGCUCCUACAA